This is a messenger RNA of Dendronephthya gigantea, 911 nucleotides long. RefSeq names its product melanoma-associated antigen E1-like. The transcript has 2 exons. Bases 252 to 911 code for a protein of 219 amino acids. Lineage: Eukaryota; Metazoa; Cnidaria; Anthozoa; Malacalcyonacea; Nephtheidae. The record is from RefSeq and is a predicted model, not a curated record.
UCAACAGCCUCUGGAUUCUGUACAUAAUUUUGUUUAUACAGGGUGUUGUCUAAUCCGUAUCAUUAUAUUCGGGCUUGCUCACGGGACGUUUAAUGUUUACUUUCGGCCUAAAGUUGUAUUCUUAUUAUCGAUUUCAUUAAGUCCUCAUUCACGAAGCAAUUUCGAACAUUUCCUUUAGGGAUUAACGGAAAACAACGAGGCAAAGCUUACUCAGGCUUUGACGACCGAAGUUUAUACCUUUCCAGCUGUUUAUGUGCCCGAAAGACUCUUCCAAAAUGAUGUGGAUUACGCUGUGCGUGUUUACCGUACUGGUUUCAAAAGUACAAGUUGUGACCACCCAGAUCACCAGCUCGUCUGCUGUGGCGGCAGCAAGUCAUGCCUAUAUGCCUACGCCUGGUGUAUCAAGAAAUUCUAGUGGAAAUGAUUCCGCGGCAACACACAGUCUUAAUUCAUCCGUGCCUUUUGUAACAGGAAAUUCUAGUGGAAUUACUCCAACGGCAACACACAGUCUUAAUUCAUCCGGGCCUGUUAUAACAGUAAAUUCUAGUGGAAUUACUCCAACGGCAACACACAGUCUUAAUUCAUCCGGGCCUGUUAUAACAGGAAAUUCUAGUGGAAUUACUCCAACGGCAACACACAGUCUUAAUUCAUCCGUGCCUUUUGUAACAGGAAAUGCUAGUGGAAAUGAUUCCGCGGCAACAUACAGUCUUCAUUCAUCCGGGCCUGUUAUAACAGUAAAUUCUAGUGGAAUUACUCAAACGGCAACACACAGUCUUAAUUCAUCCGUGCCUUUUGUAACAGGAAAUGGUAGUGGAAAUGAUUCCGCGGCAACAUACAGUCUUCAUUCAUCCGGGCCUGUUAUAACAGUAAAUUCUAGUUGGAAUUACUCAAACGGCAACACACAGUCUUAA